UUCAAAAAUCAUUGAAUUAGGACGCGUAAGCACGCAUAKUCGGGAUCGCCAAUUCUUUGGUGAGGUUAUGGAACUGUAUUUCAUCGACGGUGCAAUAAACAGCGAACAGUUGGACAACCUUCGAGGCUGUAUUUUAGGUACGUCAUACAAGAUGAUGUACAGCGAUACUAUAGACAACCAUGCCAUUGUUGGUCCUCUGUUGAAGUCCAUCAACACCAAUAACGACAACGACUGCAAAGAUGCCUGCUUCAUGCACGUCCCUGAUGUAUGCUACAUGUUCAACUAUUAUCCACAGACCAAGAAAUGUGAACUGUUCUACAAAGAUCGUGUGUCUGAAUACAAGGUGGAGAAGAGGAAUGGAUGUUACUUUAAAACCCGUCAGUGUGAUGUAAAUCCGUGUCUUGAUGGCAAACGGUGUUACUCGCUCGGUGAACAAAGUCACACAAGCUGCAUUUAGAAAUUUUCACAGAGUGAUGCCGGCACGCAAG
Exaiptasia diaphana is the source of this 488-nucleotide messenger RNA. RefSeq lists its product as uncharacterized. The record is from RefSeq and is a predicted model, not a curated record. The transcript is spliced from 3 exons. The coding region runs from base 68 to 457 and encodes 129 amino acids. Lineage: Eukaryota; Metazoa; Cnidaria; Anthozoa; Actiniaria; Aiptasiidae.